AUGAAGUUCCUCACAACCAACUUUUUGACCUGCUCUGUCAAAGAAUGCGAUAGAAGUAAUAAUAGCUUCCCAUUACAUUAUAAAGGUGAGGCCUGUCAGCUUGAACAAGACGAAGGCAUCGAAUUCAAUCCAGAGUUUCUCCUUCGAGUCAUUGACAGAGUUGAAUGGGAUGCAGUUGUGAGUGUUGCCAAAGACUUGGGAAAUUCGACCUUGCCUCAACAGAAACCUGUUUUCGAGAACGAAGAAUUGUCUGAAGAAGAUAUGAUUGUGCUGCGUGAUCUGCAUGUCCUUUUAAUCCAAACCAAUAUUGUCGAAGGUGAAAUGACUUGCCGCAACUGCGGUCAUAUAUACUACAUCAAAAAUAGCAUUCCCAACUUGCUACUGCCGCCUCAUUUAGCGUAA
Messenger RNA from Lachancea mirantina, 402 nucleotides. The record is from the annotation of a GenBank genome assembly. Lineage: Eukaryota; Fungi; Ascomycota; Saccharomycetes; Saccharomycetales; Saccharomycetaceae.